AUGCAACCCAUUCCGUUAUACCCUAUGAUUGCUGGGUUUACUGUAGGUGUAUUUGGAGAGUGGCUCAAUAUUCCUGCUCAUUAUUCGAUGAUUACUGUCAUGUUCCUUAUUGUAACUCAAUUAGAAUUCCUUGUAAUUUGCUUUGAGAAGAAACAUCAGACCAUCUCUGCUAGCUUGGACACUUUCAAGAUCAAUCAGCCACUGCGGGUUUUCGGUUAUUUUUUAUGCGUUCUUUGUAAUUUUGUGAUGUGUAUAUGGUUUCAUUUUGAGCGUCUGACAAAGGAUGAGCAAUGGAAUUGGAUAAGAACGAAAUCGGGGAUUCGUGAUAGGACGGAUAUCAACAAAUUCAGUGAAUCCUGUGAUGCAAUAAUUCCUCUAGAGCACAUUUGUUACUGGAAAAAUGCCAUGAUGUCCACAGUUUUCGCCCUCAAUCCUUUCUGA
Molecule: messenger RNA, 441 nt
Organism: Caenorhabditis remanei
Lineage: Eukaryota; Metazoa; Nematoda; Chromadorea; Rhabditida; Rhabditidae
Exons: 3
Coding region: 1-441 (146 amino acids)
Source: RefSeq, a predicted model, not a curated record